CGGGAAAGGGACAAAACAUCCACCGGGAGCUCGGAGCUGGGGGACCCUGAGCAGAUUCAGGGUGCGGAGAAACCCCACAAAUGCUCGGAAUGCGGGAAGAGCUUCAGGUGGAGCUCGAACCUGCAGCGCCACCGGCGCCUCCACACCGGGGAAAAACCCUUUAAAUGCGAAGAAUGCGGAAAAUGUUUCAGCAGCAGCUCCAACCGCAACUCGCACCAGCGCAGCCACAGCCGGGAGCGGCCCUACGAGUGCGGGGAGUGCGGGCAGAGCUUCCGCUGGAGCUGCUACCUGACGGUGCACCGGCGCAUCCACAGCGGGGAAAAACCCUAYAAAUGUAAAGAAUGCGGGGAAAGUUUCCCCCGCAGCUCCGGGCUGAGCGUUCACCGGCGMAUCCACACCGGGGAGAAACCKUAYGAGUGYGRGGAGUGCGGGCAGAGCUUCAGCACCGGCUCGCACCUCAGGGUUCACCGGCGCGUUCACAGCGGGGAAAAACCCUAUAAAUGUGAGGAGUGCGGGAGGGGGUUCAGCUGCAAGUCCAACCUGACGGUGCACCGGAGGAAACACAGCGGGGAGCGGCCGUAUGAGUGCGGGGAGUGCGGGCAGAGCUUCACCGAUAGCUCCGGGUUGAAAGUGCACCGGUUCAGCCACACGGGGAAAAAACCCUAUAAAUGCGGGGAGUGCGGGAAGGGAUUCGGGACCAGCGCGCAGCUGAUGAAACACCAGCGGGUUCACAGCGGGGAGAAACCCUACGUGUGCGGGGAUUGCGGGAGGGGAUUCACGCAGAGCUCCUCCCUCAUCCAUCACCGCCGCAUCCACACCGGGGAAAAACCCUACAAAUGUGGGGAAUGCGGGAAAAGCUUCCGCGGCAGCUCCGAUCUGCUGCUGCACCAGCGGAUCCACACGGACGAGCGGCCGUUCCGCUGCCCCGAGUGCGGGAAGGGGUUCAGGCACAAUUCCUACCUGGCCCGGCACCGGAGGAUUCACACCGGGGAGAAACCCUACAAGUGUGGGGUUUGUGGGAAGAGAUUCUCGGAUCGUUCGGCUUUUAACCGGCACCGGCGGACUCACCGGGGAGGGGAGAGCUGAGGGGCUCCAUCCUUCCUGGUCUUGGAUUUCUUUGCAUUUUUGUUUUUUUCCAAACACCCAAAAUUGGGUAAAAAUAAAGGUUUUGAGUAAAAGCGUGGUUGGGGUCAAGUCCUCACUGAGGGGCUCCAUCCUUCCUGGACUUGGAUUUUUUUGUAUUUUUGGUUUUUUCCAAACACCUAAAAUUGGGUAAAAAAUAAAGGUUUUGAGUAAAAGCAUGGUUGGGGUCAAGUCCUCACUGAGGGGCUCCACCCAUCCUCGACUUGGAUUUCUUUGUAUUUUUGGUUUUUCUGAACACCCAAAAUUGGGUAAAAAAUAAAGGUUUUGAGCAAAAGCGUGGUUGGGGUCAAGUCCUCACUGAGGGGCUCCAUCUGUCCUGGACUUGGAUUUCUUUGCAUUUUUUGUUUUUAUUCCAAAUACCCAAAAUUGGGUAAAAAGAAAGGUUUUGAGCAAAAGCGUGGUUGGGGUCAAGUCCUCACUGAGGGGCUCCAUCCAUCCUGGACUUGGAUUUCUUUGUAUUUUUGGGGAUUUUUUCUAAACACCAAAAAUUGGGUAAAAAAUAAAGGUU
This is a messenger RNA of Malurus melanocephalus (red-backed fairy wren), 1651 nucleotides long. RefSeq names its product zinc finger protein 239-like. The transcript has a single exon. The annotation marks the transcript as partial. NCBI's taxonomy places the organism in Eukaryota, Metazoa, Chordata, Aves, Passeriformes, Maluridae. The record is from RefSeq and is a predicted model, not a curated record.